This is a messenger RNA of Callithrix jacchus (white-tufted-ear marmoset), 9094 nucleotides long. The record is from RefSeq and is a predicted model, not a curated record. NCBI's taxonomy places the organism in Eukaryota, Metazoa, Chordata, Mammalia, Primates, Cebidae.
CCACAACCAGGAACUUCCGUCAAGCCCAGGUGAGAGGUGCCAGGAGGCUGCCUGGGUCCCCAACAGGGAUAUAUGUCCAAAUGGCCUUGCCACAAGGACUCUUUAUCCUCAAAGCUCUGCUCCUCCUGGAGGCUUCUUAGACUCUAAAAGGUCAGUCCUAGCCAUCUUGUCAGCCAUCUCAGCAAGGGCUGACUGGGUGGAACAGCAAAGCAGAGGAGAAUCCUGAGUGUGGGGCCCAGUGCCAGGUGUGGAGCCUGGAGCCCGGCACCAGAGGAAGACGAAGGUGGAGACAAGCAGCUGGAGCGCAGCCAGAGCCGAGACUGAGGCCUGAACUAGGGGCGGGGCCUCAGGCACAGGCAAGUGCCACGAGCUGAAAAGGAGGCAGACGGCAAGGACAGAGGAAGCCGGGGGUUUUCCGACCAGAGGGCGGAGCCAAGAGCUGAGAGGGGUAGUGAUCGGACCCAGGAGGAACUUAGGCCCGGAGGGGGACCACUCUCUAGGACAGAGUCCGGGAGGUCUCAGGCCGACCAAGCCGAGUGGCAUGAAAGGGUGGGGCUGAGCCCGAAGGUAUCGUCUGUGUCUGGGAGCCUUCGUGUGCACCGGCUGUCCCCAAUGGGCCGUAUCGCGGUGGUGGUGGACCAGGGCUCAGGCUUCACUAAGGCGGGCUUUGCGGGUGAGAACCGGCCGCGCAUAGUGCUGAAGAGCUCCAGCCUGGUGCCCAGCUGGGAUCGGCCGGUGCUGCCCGGCACCCCGGGCUGCGAGCUGGCGGGCGGCGUGGCGCGGGCGCACCCCAUCAAGCACGGUGUCGUGGUGGACUGGGAGGCCCUGGAGGGGCUGUGGGAGCGCCUGCUGGUGGGCGGCCUGCGGGUGUGCCCGGAGCAGUGGCCCGUGCUGGUGAGCGCCUCGCCGUCGGCGCCGCCCUCGAGCCGCGAAAGGGUAGCGGAGCUGCUGUUCGAGACGCUGACAGUGCCCGCGUGCCACAUGGCCAGCACCGCGUUGCUGGCGCUCUGCUCCACCGGCGCGUUCAGUGGGCUGGCCGUGGAGGCAGGCGCGGGCGUGUGCCACGCCACGCCCAUCUACGCAGGUCACUCGUGGCAUCAGGCCACUUUCCGGCUGAACGUGGCGGGCAGCACCCUAUCGCGCCAUCUACGGGACCUGCUGCUGGCGGCGGACCCUGAGCUCUCGCAGAAGGCCCUGCCCCGUAAGGCCAUCACGCAUCUCAAGAAGCGCAGCUGCUAUGUGUCUCUGGACUUCGAGGGCGACCUCCGCGACCCCGCCCGCCACCAUCCGGCCAGUUUCAGCACCGGUAACGGGUGCUGCGUCUGCCUCGGCAGCGAGCGCUUCCGCUGCCCCGAACCCAUCUUCCAGCCGGGCCUGCUGGGCCGGGAUGAGCCGGGGCUGCCUGCGCUGGCCUUCCGGGCGCUGCAGAAAAUGCCCCAAAUGCUGCGGACACGGCUGGCCGGCACCGUGGUGCUGGCCGGCGGCUCCACGCUAUUUCCUGGCUUCGCCGAACGUCUGGACAAGGAGUUGGAGGCGCAGUGCCGGCGACACGGCUACGCGGCCCUGCGGCCCCACCUGGUGGCCAAGCAUGGGCGUGGCAUGGCUGUGUGGACCGGCGGCUCCAUGGUGGCCUCGCUGCACCCCUUCCGGCGCCGCUGGAUAACCCGGGCCAUGUACCAGGAGUGUGGCUCCAGGCUGCUGUAUGAUGUGUUCAACUGAGUUAGGCUGGACUGGGGUGGGGGUGGGGCACCGCGGUGGAGGGCAGCUCUCUAUCUAAGUCUCAAGUGUUUGGAGCUGGCAGGGUCUUCCUGAAGCUUGGCGCUGACUGGACAGGUCACCCCCAUACCCUUUCUGGGCCAGGAGGAGGUGUUUGGGACCCAUGGGACCCUCAUUUUGAACUGCAGUUUGAAUCUUCCCAACCACUGCCAGUUCAGAGAAUGCCAGUCUAGCUGCCCACCCCCAAGCCCUACUUCAUGGCAAUAAAGGUGAUGCCCUCACCUGUCUCCAUGACACAGAUAUGGGAGUUCCUCCAACCUGUCGUCAUGUACCGUUUGGACACAUAUCCCAUGCCAGGCCCCAAGGGACAAUCCUUUGAAAAGCUACUAAAUCUCAUGUGAAAAUCACCAGGAGGAGCCCUGUGCCCCGCUGUGUGCACAGGUGAUUGUUGACUGAGUGCCUCGGUUUCCCCUUCUGUAAAAAGUGGGGUCAGGCACAAUCCCGGGCCUGCUCACUGUUCCUUCCUCACCCCCCUAUUUUUUGAGAUGGAGUCUCACUCUGUCAUCCAGGCUGCAGUACAGUGGUGCAAUCUCAGCUCACCGGAGCUUCCACCUCCCAGGUUCAAGUGAUUCUCCAGCACUGGCCUCUCAAGUAACUGAGAUUACAGACGCGCGCCACCAUGCCUGGCUAAUUUUUUUGUAUUUUUGAUAGAGAAGGGGUUUUGCCAUGGUGGCCAGGCUGUUCUUGAACUCCUGACCUUGUGAUUCGCCUGCUUCAUCCUCCCAAAGUGCUGGGAUUACAGGCUUGAGCCACCACCCCCAGUCUGCUCCCUCCCCCUUACAAGAGCUAUGGAGCAAAGGGAGGUGAUGGUAUUUCUUGAACACACAAAGGGGAGGACUUAUUUUCUGAAGUCCCCACUCAAGGGACUCAAGCCCCAGAUGUCAGCACUGUUUGUGCUUGUGCAGAUACACGUCCACAUGUACACACAAACACAUGGGUGCUCACGUACCUGCCUACUCACGUAUGUCCUCAGCCAGGCGCUGCCCUGUGAACAUGUGAGCACAGCCUCCCACGCCUAGCCCAGCCCUGCAUGAUACCCAUCACAGCUGUGAGGGGCCAGUAACAAAAGCAACAGCAGCCCCUAGUAUGCAGCACCUACUGUGUGCCAGACAUUCUUCUCGGUGCUGGAAACAGAACAACACAGACAAAAGCCCCGCCUUCGUUCUCACUCAUCACAAUGAUGUAUGGAGGGUAACUCUAUUGUUAUGAUAGCUUAUAGUUGAAAAAACAGGCCCAGAGAGGUCAAGGGGCACAGCUACAAAGUGGGAGAGCCAGGAUUUGAACCCAAGCCCCUAGCUCCAUAACCCUGAGUCAAGACUGUGGAGGAUCCCACAGGACAGCAGACACCUGCUGCCUCACAGUGGCCCCCCACCAUCAGCCACUCCACUCACCAGCUUGGUGGUGUCCAUGGCAACGAGCACUGCACGGUUCAGCGAUUCCAAUGCAGCCAGCACUGGCCGGUAGACGCCCAGGUGCUCUGAGAAGUAGUCUGUGGGCAGAAGAGGUGCUCAAGGGUUCCUGGACCCCCACCCAUCUACCUGGGAUUCUGGCCCCCUGGAAAUCCUCAGCAGUCAAGCAGGUCUUGUAAACUGAGCCCAGCCCAACCUGUCCCAUCAGGAGACCAGCCCCUUGCCACACCUACCCUGGGACCCAGGGGCCCUGGGAGACAAGAGCUCCCGUGGGCCUACUUACCACACAGUUUUUCCGUUUCUAAAUUGCUGCAGGGAAAAGAGAAGGCACCCUUCAGACCUUUAGAAUUGGGCCUAGUAAACUGGGACUGAUGGGGCCAAUGCCCCACCUGCCACCCCACCAACUCCCAGCUCAGCCUAACAAGGAGGCCACUUCUGCUCUGCCCCAGAUCAAGUUGUUCCGGUGGACAGUCCUGGCAGGGUCAGAGAAUGGGUUCUACUGCCCCCACCAAUCACUCUAAGGGCAAAGAUUCAGACCCAUUCUUGGCCUCCAAGAGGAUUUCAGGCCAGGGGAAGACAGAUGUGGACACAGGCCAGCGAGAAGUGGUCAGAGCUGCAGGGCGGAAGCCAGGAACCAAGGCAGCAGAGGACACAGCGGGGUAAAGACAACCUGACCUCACAUCUACCCACAGCCCCUCUCAUACUCACUCGGUGAUGUGCCCAUCAAUGCCACUGAACAGUUCCCGUAGCUCCCCCGGGCUAAGAACCCCAUCGGCAAAGUAAUUCUGGAAUUCCUCAAAUGAGAGCUUCCCAUCAUCUGGUGGCAGGGGGAGGACAAGGAGCAGAGGAGGUAUCCCUGACCCUGACUGCACUGAGGCACCAGGUCCAGGGUCCCAAGAGCCUCGUAGCACCUGACCGCCACCUAGCCUGGUGGGAUGGGAAUCUGAGCUCUGUGGGGGACCUGACUGUUGAGGACAAAAGGACUGGGGUUCUCAAAGGUGACCGCUGAAGGCAACAGAAUCUACUUUGCAGGCACCCAAGGGACAGGGCAGUAUGUGCAUAGCCCUGGGUAGGAACUCAGUAACUCGUUGCCAAAUGAAAAAACAAGCAACAGGCUAGGACCUGGCCAGAGUGUGGCAGGGCCUAGAUGUCACCUGAAAGGACUUAGGUACCAGCCUCGCUGUAAGGCACAAGGAACUUCCAUGCUUUGGACCCAGGACCUUCGCAGAGAAGCCAGGGGGAGGCAGAUGGAACCUUCCUACUAGUUGGAGCCUCUGCAAGCAGCAGCAGGCUGGCUUAGAAGGGAAUGAGCUCCCCAUCACAGGGGCAUGUGAGCAGAGGCUGGGAGCAUUUAUGUGGGACAAUCAGACAUGGGAUUUGGCCUGAAUGAUGUGUGAGGUCUCUGGGCAGAUGGGUGGGGGGAGCUGAGCCAGGGGACGGUCUGAAUCUCCCCAGAGAGAAUGACCUGGUCCAAGUGAGAGCAAGUGUCCUGAUCAAUGGGGUGGGACAAACAAUUCCCAUCAGUUUGAAGAAACCUAAGGAGAAGGGGCAAGGAGUGGGGACAGGACCCCAUCUUUAGGAGGAUGAAACACAAGAGGGUGUGAAGACCCAGAUGAAAGGAGCCCCAGGCUGACUGCGAAGCUCAGACCCUCUACUGGCCACACAGGGCACAGCCGGCUGCUCCAAGUCACUGGGAGAGCAGGCUGCUGCUGGCUGGGUCAUGUAGGGAUCCUGCUAUAGCUUCCAAGGUUCUCCCAGGCCAGGGUCUGAGACUGACCAGGACCCAAGGCAGGAGGAGCUGACUCCCGGACCCAGCUUUAUCCUUGCCCAAGGCGUGGGUUCAGUUGUGUCCUCCACAACCUCCCUGGUCCAGACGAUUGGUCACAUGACAAGUUACUGAUAAAAACCUGAGUACAAUCUCCAAAGAGACCUCAUCUCCAUUACCUCACUCGUCCAAGUGUCUCACACAAGGAGCCUGGGACUAAACGCCGCAGAGGCCCAAGUUCAAGCCUAUCAGUUAAAGGCUGUGUGACCUUAGGCAACCUGCUUCAUCUCUCUGGGCUUCUGCUCCUUUGUAAAAUAGGGUGAAUUCCAAUCUAGUUGGUGGUUGUGAGGGCAACGUGAGGCCAUGUACAGGAAAUGUGCACCACUGUGCCAGGGUGCUGUGUGAGAGUCAGCCUCUGGCCCAACCACAUUCCCUCCACUCUCAGUCCUGUCAAACUUGGCUGAGAACAGCACUUCCUCUGGGAAGGAUGCCUUGAGUGAUUCUCCUGUUUUGGGCCCCCAAGAUUUGUUUCGACUCUAGAUUUCCCACCCAACCUCCCAACUCUCCCCGGGCCUCCUGGAUGCCUCCCACCUUGCCCCCCACCAUGGGACCCAGGGGAAGCCACACUCACCAUUCUUGUCUGCUCUGCGGAAAACCUAGAGGUAAAGGGACAUGGGGGGAGCUGUGAGUGCCAUCCGGGAAGCCAGAGGCCCCCACCUAACCCGACAGUGGCCCAGCUGGCCGGCCUACCCCCUGCCUCGCCUUUCUUUCUGCUCAGCCUGGCCCCAAACCCCUGCCCAGCUCAGCCCUGCAGGAGCUUUUCCUGCAAGCGGGGCACAGGAAGAGCACGCAGUGGGUGCCACCCCCGCUCACUUCUCCUGCAGGGCCUGGCCUUGUGGGGGGUGCGCCUGGCCAGCUCCCUGUGUCCCCACCUCCCACACCCAGUGCAGCCCGAGCUCUAUCUGAUGCAUCAGCCCUGGCACAGUCCCAGCUUGAGGAAGGUUGAGGGGAUGGGCCAGGUUGCAGCCCAGGAAUCCUGCACAACCAUCCUAGAACUAAGCCCUGAGCUCUGCUGUGUGGCCAUGGUCUAUCCCAGUUGCCCUCUCUGAGCUGUUUCCUUGCAUGCUGUUGAAGACCCACAGCAGGCAGUGGCUACUCUGUCUCUGCAGGUGCCUGAGUUUCCACUGGCAGCUGGGGGUUAACCCUUUCAGGGCCAGGGCCUCCUAUGGGGCUGACUGUGAGGAACUUCGGUAGGCGUGUGUGUACACACACGUGCAAGUGGGAGUGGGGGUGGCAAAAGAUGAGGUCGUAAGAUUUCACUUAGAAGUGGAGAAGAGCAACAGAGGCAGAGAGGAGCAGAGUCAUGACAGGUCCCCAUCCCUCUCAGUGAACUGCUUGGUCACCCCAAGCAGCCCAGCAAAGGGGAGACUGGCAGGCCUGGCAAGCAGGGUGGGCCAAGCCUGGACCGAGAGCCCCCAUGAACUCCAGGUCCUGAAUGCCAACACCCUCCAGGGUCCUGUUUUCUCAGGGUCAGCAGGGCUCAGGAAAGACUCUAACCUCUAGCCUAACUCAGAGAAGGUCUCCCCUGGCUGAGGGGCACACAGCAAGCCAGGGAGGCCCGGGCGGGGUAGAUGGAGUACUGCGUGCAGGGAGGGGUGCUAGGCUGGGAAUGGAGACACCUGGGGUCACCCUAUUGCACUCCUGCCUCCAUUACUGACCUGGGACAUACCCCCUCAGGCCUUGGUUUUCCUACCUGGGAAAAGGGAGGGUCCAGUCCCUUCCAGCCAGGGCUGUGGUCAAGGUGCUGAGUCACUAGGGGAAGUGGGGAGGGGGCGGGAGACAGCCUUGCCCCCCUCUGGAGCUGGGGCAUAAGGGGGCCAGGACAGAGCCAAGCACAGGGGUAAAUGAUGGAGAAAGGCUCAGGGCCCUGACUGGUGCCCAUGGGGGCUACGAGUCCACCCAUGACUUCAUGGGAGGGUUGACUCUGAGCAGCUCUUACCAACUGUAGAACUCUGCUGCCCUGCAGUGGGGACUGAGGGACUCGAGGAAGAGGGGCGGCACUAGAGUCAGGAGUGAGGGGCCCCUCGUACUUCCAGCCUCCCCUUCCCAAGUCAGCCCAGUCUGGGCUGCCAGAGUGGGGUGACCGCUGCUGUGACUGCCGACAGCGCCCCCCCAACACCAGAUACACAGAUGGGGUGGGCUGCGGGGUGUGGGGGGCGGCAGGGGCAGCGACACUGGAGCAGGGACAAGGGGAGACAUGGAGAGACAGAGAGAGACCACAGGCGACACAAAGGCAGAGGGGUCCAGAGACAGACAUCAGGGGCAGAGUAAGGGGCAGAGACCCAGAGACAGCAGAGGGGCCCGAACAGCCCCGGAGGGGGAGACCGACAGAGCCUCGGGCUGGAGACACAGCGAGCAGAGCCCGCGCCCACUCACGUCCUGGAAGAGCGCGUGUCCGGCGGGCUCCGCGUCGGGCGCGAGCUGGGGACGUCGCAGGGGCUGGGGCUGGGGCGCGGGCGGCCGGAGCAGGCACACGGUGAGUAGCCCCGCGCAUGCCAUGGCGCCGCCGCCCGCUCGCUGGGGCUCGGCUGCGGUCGCUCCCAGCCCUGGACGCCGCCGCGGACUCUGGGGGGGGGGGCUGGGGGCCGCCCCUUUGGCGCCGGCGCCGACGCGCGGGUUCAGGCCCCGCCCCCGCCCCGCCCAGCCCCCGCCGACGCCGGGUUCUCUCGCCGCAAGGGCCAACUCCAGUCCCGCGGGCCUCCGCGCUUCAGCGACCACGGCGAGGGGGAAGCGACCUGCCGAGAGCAGAACCAAGGGGCUGCGCGCCCACCCGGAGGGGAAGAGUGACCAAGUCAGUGCCGAAGUCAGGGUGACGCGCGUGGGUAAAACCCACCAGGACUUCCCCACUCGGGGUGUCUGUAUCCUCAUCUGCAAAAAUGGUACCGGCAGUCACCCUACGGGAUUGUUGGGACUCAUCCAACGUCAAGUGUUUACAACGGAGGCCGGCUCGGAGGCGGCCAACUCCCAGGCAUCCCGACGCCAGCCCCCUGUGGCACUCGGCACGGUCCUUGCCCCUCUCCUCGGCGACUCGUUCUCCGCACAGCAGCCAGGGGGAGCUUUCAAAAUGCUAGGAGGUGUCACUAGGGACUCCCUGGCCCCUGAAUGAAAGCUCAGGAUGGAACGCUGACCCUCACCUCAGGCCUGCGGCCACCGCUUUCUCUCCGCCUUGUCCCGCUCCCUCCUGCUCAGGGCCUUUGCCCAUCGUGUUCUCUGCUGGGUGUGCUUGGUGUUUUCUUACUCUGGUUAACUCCUGGUUAUUCUACAGCGCUCAGCUCAAGCACCACCCUUUCCAGGAAGCCUGAUUUUUCAUUUGUGCAAAUCUCCUUUGGACCCUGAGAGCACCAUGAAGGGAGGUAACACCUGUGUCCCCAGAAAUUUUAAAUACCUGACACAAAACCAGUCCAUGGUAUUUGCUGCAUGUUUACUAAGGCCCAGAAGCGUCUGGAAGGAAGACAGCAAACUGAGCACAGUGGCCUCUAGGGCUGGGGAGAAGAGGUCACUCAUUACUCUGCACUUCGGGCAGCACUGACUAGCAUUCUUGGCUUUCUACAGCAAAAACCUUUACUGGAUCGGCUUUUCAGUUAGGACCAAAAUAGCGAUGAAGCUGACCUUUCUUAGAAUUAUGAGGCUCAAAUCAAAUCCGGGAGAAGGGAAGUGGAGAAUGCGCAUUUCCCCAGCAACUUUGGCCUUUCCCGCCCCGAACUGUUCCCAACAGAGUCCCAAAACCCAGCCCAAACAUCAUCAAAAUAUUUAUUAAAACCAAAGCAGGAGGGAACAGCUGUUAGGAAGCAAAUCAAAGUGCAGAUUGGAGGGUGGGGUAGAGCAGUGGGGAGGCAGGCGCUUCAGACACCACAGGAGGGACCACAGGUCUGGGCAGGGAGCGGGGGAGGCCGUCACCACCCCACCUGCCCACUACAUCAGUGAAGGUCCCCCACUCACCUCUCCCAUCUUAAAUCCAUCCUGGGGGGCAGCUGGGGCCCCGAACUGGCCCCCUGGAGAGGGCCUGCCCCACCAUCCGUCUACCCAUGGCUGUCAGUCAGUCUGUCUCCCUCCCUCACUUUCCCAAUAAAUAAAUCACCCAGGC